GAAUUCCACCCCUUUCAACCCAUUCCACAGUGAUCUAUUAAUUACUCAAACACCAUUUUGUGUUGUUGAGUUAACUUUGAAAAUAUUUCACACAUUUUACCAAAACCCUUUUCAGACUUUAAAAUUUUCAAAAUGUAACAUACACACCUGAUAAUAUGUAAAAAAUACAAUUUAAACCUGUUAUUAUUAGUGUUGAAUCAUUAUCAUAAAUUUUAUCAUAAUAAAUAAAGUUUUGGACUAAUGAUUUCGGUGUUUAAUUUAGAGGAAACUUGUUUGGAAACGCCUAAAAGAUUAAAAGGUGAAAAAGAAGACUCACAUUUAAUCGUAACCGGCACUAUCGAUGACCCAAUUUACGUUUCAAGCGAUAAUUCUAAAACUACUACUCCAACACAGACACCAACUCAUUCUCCAACACAUGCUCCGAUACAGUUAAUUAAUAGUCCAACUAAUAAUCUAGAGAUAUCAAAAUUAACACCCAUAAAUACGCCGAAGACAAAUAAAAGAGUGGAAUCGUAUUAUAAACACAAGUUCUUGUUAAAGUUAAGGAAGAAGCAGUAUGAUAAUAAUUUCGACUUAGGGCUUUAUUUUCUGGUCAGGUUUGGUGGUCCAAAAUCAUCAAUGGGUGCUUCAAUUUUAAUGGAUGACGAGUUAUUGGAGUGUUCUGAGCUCUCAAAGUUCAGGGAUAAGAGAGACUUGAAUGAAUGGUUUGAUUUUCAGUAUAAAAGUUUAUACAAAAAUUUAAGGAAACGGUUGGAUUUUUCUAAUUUACCUCUAUCCCAAGUGAAUAAGAGGUUAUCUAGAGAACUUCCUAGAAAACGGUGGUUCACAAGAGAAAAACUAUAUAACAAAGCCAUUGAACAGGAGAAUUGGAACCCCUUCUCAAUCUUCGGUUCAUCACUUCCAUAUGUUAGUCUCAAUGACGUAUUCAAUCUCGAAUCCAGUAAAAACUACGUAAUAGGCUCUCUUAAGCACUUUCUCAUCAAUAAUACUAUUAACACAAAUAAUGGUACUAAUACGAAUGGCAAUAAUACAGAUAAUGAAGACGAAAGACUAUUUAAUUAUUUGAGCGAGAAGUGGAGAAAUGAGUCGCGGAAGGUGACGGAUUGGAACAGGGAUCCCCUUUUGACAUCUGAGGUUUUAUGGUACAUAAAUGCAACAAAUAAAUAUUUGGACAAAUCGCAAAAUGUGUGUAUUCUUCAAAAAUGCUUCUGUGUAACACCUGACCCGAAUAUAAGGUUUAACUGGAAUGAUCCUCGGUGUUCAGUCUGGAGGAAUUAUGACGGUCCAAGACCCUCAAUGGGUGAAAUUCUGGCCAGCUCAAACUACAAAAACAGCUUAGAAAGGUUUAACACUAUCAAGGCCAGAGCAGAGCAGUCGAAUCAUAUUUCACAAGAAGAUGAUAUCAAACUCAAACAUUACUACAACUAUUUCAAUCUCAAUCAUUACUAA
Messenger RNA from Theileria parva strain Muguga, 1449 nucleotides. RefSeq lists its product as uncharacterized. The record is from RefSeq and is a predicted model, not a curated record. Lineage: Eukaryota; Apicomplexa; Aconoidasida; Piroplasmida; Theileriidae. The transcript has 2 exons. Bases 241 to 1449 code for a protein of 402 amino acids.